Molecule: messenger RNA, 2057 nt
Organism: Sesamum indicum (sesame)
Lineage: Eukaryota; Viridiplantae; Streptophyta; Magnoliopsida; Lamiales; Pedaliaceae
Gene: RANGAP1
Product: RAN GTPase activating protein 1
Molecular function (GO): protein binding; GTPase activator activity
Source: RefSeq, a predicted model, not a curated record
UCACUCCCCACUCUCUCUCUCCCCAAAUUCAAAAUUGCAUUUCCUUUUUCUCCGUUGAAUUUGAAAAGAUUCUGCUCUACAUAAAUAAAUCCUCAGGUUUCAAUUACUGCUCUGACUUUUGCUUUUCUGACGUGUUUCGAUCUCUUGUUCUUCUUUGUUCGCGGCGUUUCUCGCUUCCUGUUCGCCGGUUGUUUUGACAUGGAAGUUGCCCCGUUGUCUGUGAAAUUAUGGCCUCCUUCACAAAGUACAAGGCUUAAACUUGUCGAUAGGAUGACCAAGAAUCUUGUGACGCCCUCCAUUUGGUCUAGAAAGUAUGGUCUCCUGAGUCAGAAAGAAGCUGAGGAGGAUGCCAAGAAAAUAGAAGCUGCUGCUUUUGAUGCAGCGAACCAACAUUUUGCAAAGGAACCAGAUGGAGAUGGAAGUUCUGCAGUGCAAUUGUACGCCAAGGAAUCCAGUAGGCUCAUGAUUGAAGUUAUCAAACGAGGCCCUGUUGCAAAAGCAGAUGGAGAACUUAGUAUAUUAGACAAAUUGAAGGAAUAUGAUGGAACUACUUUUGAUAUAUCUGGAGAUCCACGGAAAGAGAUUGGUGCAGGUGAUGCUGAGAAACUGUUGAACCUCUUGAAGGAGCCUAGAAAUAAAUACACGAAGAUAUGUUUUAGCAAUACAAGUUUCGGUCGGGAGGCAGCACUAGUUGCUGAGCCUAUAGUGUCAUCCAUUAAGAAUCAAUUGACUGAAGUUGACCUAUCGGAUUUUGUGGCUGGAAGGUCUGAGGAGGAAGCUCUUGAAGUCAUGAAUAUAUUUUCAUUAGCCCUGGAAGGUUCUGUAUUGCGCUAUCUCAACCUGUCCAACAAUGCUUUGGGUGAGAAGGGCAUCAGGGCAUUUGGGGCACUUUUAAAGUCCCAGCAUAAUUUGGAGGAACUGUACCUGAUUAAUGAUGGCAUCUCGGAGGAGGCUGCAAAGGCAGUACAUGAGUUAAUUCCUUCUACCGAUAAACUUAGGGUCCUUCAGUUUCAUAACAACAUGACUGGAGAUGAAGGAGCGAUAGCUAUAUCUAAUAUAGUGAAUAGUUCUCCCUUGCUGGAAGAUUUUCGAUGCUCAUCUACGAGAGUGGAAUCAGAGGGAGGUAUUGCCUUAGCUAAAGCACUUGGGACAUGUAGCCACUUAAAGAAGCUUGAUUUGCGAGACAAUAUGUUUGGUAUUGAGGCCGGAUUAGCUUUGAGCAAGGCAUUAUCUGCAUUUUCUGAUCUAUCUGAAAUCUACUUGAGCUAUUUGAAUUUGGAGGAUGAGGGGUGUAUUGCUCUAUCAAAUGCCCUAGAGGAAUCUGCUCCGUCACUGGAAGUUCUGGAUAUGGCUGGAAAUGAAAUCACCGCUAAAGCUGCUCCUGCUCUCGCUUCCUGUAUCGCUUCCAAGCAGUUUCUUGCCAAAUUGAACUUGGGUGAGAAUGAAUUGAAGGAUGAGGGUGCUAUCUUGAUUGCCAAGGCACUGGAGGAGGGUCAUGGUCAAUUAUGUGAAGUGGACAUGAAUACUAAUUUGAUAAGAAGGGCUGGUGCUAGACGCUUGGCCACAGCUGUUGUGGGUAAACCGGGGUUUACAUUGCUGAAUAUCAAUGGAAAUUACAUAUCUGAUGAGGGGAUUGAUGAGGUCAAAGAUAUAUUCAAGAAUUGCCUUAAUGUUCUUGGUCCUUUGGAUGACAAUGAUCCAGACGGAGACGACUUUGAUGACGAGGGGGACGAACAAAGUGGUCACGAUGAACUUGAGUUGGAAUCCAAACUGAGGGGUCUUGAAAUCAAACAGGAAGAAUGAGAAUUGCACGAUUAUUAUGGCUUAGUGUCUACUGUUUCAUGGAUUUCCAGACUCUUGAAUUGUUUGUAUAAGUAUGGGUCAGCUGACCAUUUGUCUUAGAUGCUAGGAAUGACUUUUACUUGCAAAAAGUGCUUAACAGCUCCUUCAUCCUUCAUAUUCAGAUGUAUGUCUUUAGAUUUUUUUGAAAUGACACGGAGUUGGAUCAAUUUGUGAUAACACAAGUGCGGGAAUGUUAUUGAAAUUGUUUAGAGUUA